AAUCAUUCUUAAAAGCAUAUGCACAACAAGACCACUCUGCUGAGUGAAGGAUCUUCGUCUAAUGUGUUCCUAACCGAGGAUCCCAAUUACGUAAUCAAAGAAUAUAAAUCAUUCUACUCUAUACAGUCCAGAAUGAAGGAAGUUCAAAUUUUAGAACUCCUCAAAAGUAAUCACAUCGUCAAACUCAUCACCUACACAGAUAACUACUUGGUUUUGGAAAGACUUUAGACACACGAUUUGUUUGAAGUACUCCAAUCUCAAAAACUAAACACACAAAUUAUAAAGGAGAUUUGCAAGACCUUGAUCAAAAUUAUAAACUAUGUUCAUCAAAACCAAGUCGUACACAGAGACAUCAAAUUAGAGAAUAUUUUGAUUGACAAAGAGGGAGGGUUAGUUUUAUGUGAUUUCGGCUUUGCAGAACUGUUAAGUAAUUGUACAGCCAAAAGAACUGUUGGUACACUCCAUUACAUGCCUCCUGAAUUGCACUAAGAAACACUCUUGGGAGGACACAAUAGUGAGAACAUAAAUACUCAAGUACUAAUAAAGAGUGAUGUGUUUUCAUUAGGAGUUACUCUAUUUUAGUUAAUUCUGGGUUUUAUGCCCUUCAAAUCCACCAAACCUAGUGCCAGUUGCAAGUUGUGGAAAUUGAUUCAAUAAAAAAAAUGGUAAUAGUAUUGGGCACUCGUUUAAAAAUUGUCAAAAUAAUAAAUAGAUCUAAUCACACAGGACUUUCUGGAGCAAUUACUUUAGCCAGAUUCAACUACCAGAACUACUCUAGAUAUUAUUUAUAAUCAUCCUUAUCUUUCAGAGAUCAAGGAUGAUGCCCAUUUAAUUUGA
Messenger RNA from Paramecium octaurelia, 837 nucleotides. The record is from the annotation of a GenBank genome assembly. NCBI's taxonomy places the organism in Eukaryota, Ciliophora, Oligohymenophorea, Peniculida, Parameciidae.